Molecule: messenger RNA, 2795 nt
Organism: Brassica napus (rape)
Lineage: Eukaryota; Viridiplantae; Streptophyta; Magnoliopsida; Brassicales; Brassicaceae
Product: transcription factor MYB59-like
Exons: 6
Coding region: 300-1034 (244 amino acids)
Biological process (GO): regulation of DNA-templated transcription
Cellular component (GO): nucleus
Molecular function (GO): sequence-specific DNA binding; DNA-binding transcription factor activity
Source: RefSeq, a predicted model, not a curated record
UCACCAUAUGGACGGUAAAGAUUAUAAAAACAAAUCAUUAGGGAGUUGUAAUAAUGUGAGUGUUAUACCGCGUAGACACAACAACAGUGUUCAAGUUGGCUUAUAUAAAUAUUGGUCUAGAGUAUGCCAUAUAGAUUCCCAUAAAACAAGACUGAGAAGUAACUUUUCUAUACACAGAGAGAGAAGAAAGAUAGAGAACGAGAGAUGAAGAAUGUUCAAGCUGAAUACCGUAAAGGACCGUGGACAGAACAAGAGGACAUCCUCUUGGUCAACUUUGUCCACAUGUUCGGAGAUCGAAGAUGGGAUUUUGUAGCGAAAGUUUCAGGUUUGAAGGUGGAGGGAGAAACAUAAGAAUAGGUAUAGGGCUUGUGUUUGGAAAAAUGGUUGGUCUUUGCAAAGGACCUUCCAUUAAAAGAUAUGACUUGGUUUUGGUUGUAGGUUUAAAUAGAACAGGAAAGAGUUGCAGGUUAAGGUGGGUUAAUUACCUACAUCCUGGUCUUAAACGUGGUAAGAUGACUCCUGAAGAAGAGCGUCUUGUCCUUGAGCUUCACGCCAAAUGGGGAAACAGGUGGUCGAAAAUAGCCCGGAAAUUACCGGGUCGUACCGAUAAUGAGAUAAAGAAUUAUUGGAGGACUCAUAUGAGGAAGAUAGCACAAGAGAAGAAGCGACCUAUGUCGCCAACUUCAUCAUCUUCAAACUUCUGCUCAUCAUCCAUGACCACCGCAACUACUCAAGACACUGGACGAUCCGAAGGGAAAAUGAAUCAAGAAUGUGAAGACGGAUACUACUCUAUGGAUGACAUAUGGAGAGAGAUUGAUCAGUCUGGAGAAAGCAUUACCAAACCGGUGAAAGGCAUGUACUACUCAGAGCAAAGCUGCUACUUGAACUUCCCUCCUCUGGCUUCUCCAGCCUGGGAAAGCUCCUUGGAGUCAAUAUGGAACAUGGAUGCAGAUGAAAGUAAGAUGUCUUCUUUUGCCAUUGAUCAGUUUCCUCUCAGUUUCGAACAUGGUUCAUCGUGGUCAUCUUUAGUCUAGGAUUUGUAACAUUUUAAUGUUUAUAUGUGCAGCCUAUAUAUAUUAUCAAACGACUGUUGUAGUUUUCCAUGACUUACAUAAGCAAACACCACCCACUGUACUAAUAUCAUGUGUAGUCAUCAUCAUCAUCAUCCUAUAUAUGUCGGUUCCUUCAUAUAUGUUAGUUUGUAGAGUGCGUGAAAAAAAAAUCGCAUCCAUCUCUUCUUCUUACAGAGAUGCCUUUGUAUGGGAUACCAAUGUAUAAUACAAGUAAGAACUCUAUUUCCAAAAUGAAUAGACUUUGAUAUUUUUUGAACUACAAAAAAGAGAGGCAUUAAUAGCACAUUACAAUAGCAUUGAUUUACAAACUGCUAUUAAAGAUGAUAUUCUGGAAUAUGAUACUUUAUAAUAGCAUUUUAUUAGUGCUAAAUCGUAUUUUCACUGAGCGGGAAGCGAAAGUGAGUUUUCGAGCCUAGUUUUCUUUAUUAGCGCCAAUACUUAGCCAAAUUUUGGUUCUGGCAAAAACAAACUCUCACGGUUUCUAGGUUUGGUGUUAAAAGCUUUUUUUAACUCUCUCUCAUUUUAGUCUCAUGAUAGAAAAAAAAAUUCUUUCCAGAUCUUUCUCUCCUUCGAUGUUGCUUCUUCUAUCUCUCCGACAACCAUCAGCACCACAUUGUUUCUCCACAGCCGUCCUCCGCCUCCCCACCUCCCGUUCUCUCUAACCCAGCUCACCCAAACCCUAACUCCAUCUCUGUCCGCAUCAAGGACGAUUUGGAUCCUCCGCUCUUCUUCUUUUUAAUUCCACUGGAGUUUUAUCAUCUCUGCCUAUUCGACUUAAGUGUAGAGAUGGAGACUCUAAGGAGAAAGAAAUAGCAUUACUCAAGCUUAUUCUUUGCAAUCCUCCUCAACUGCUAAGAAUCAUGACUUCCAGGGACUCGUCCCAGUGAGGGUGAAGAAAAUCACCGAGUCUUUUCAUCUCGGUGGUGAAAAAAUCAGGUAUCGUCAUCCAUGGAAUCAGACUCACAAACGUACAAUCUCUUCCAGAUUUCUCCGUCUUUUCGUUACUUAGUUGUGUGGUGAUGUUUGGUCUUGCAACAAGUGUCACUUGUUGGGUUAGUUAGUGACGAAGACUUCUCCAAAGUCACUAAAGUUAGAUUCUCUCUUGUUGAUGGAACAUGUGGUAUCGAUUGUAAAAGACGGGUGAAUGAAUGUUUUGACGCUAGAGAAAUGUAGUCAGUGCAGUGAUUAUACUAUCUCCUGGGUCUUCUUCUCUCACCUUUCUUGGUAAAGUUUGUGUUUUCAAAUAUUUUUUCUCUUGUGAAACAGAGAUGGAACUUAUGUGCGUCUCAAUUGUCAGGUCUCUGGCCCUCUUUGCUGCAGGUUGCUCCCUGAAUGCUGAAGAACUCGCUAUCUCGAAACUCGGUUUGCCUCGGUGAGUCUCUAGAGAAGUGUGGUAUCAGUCACCUCUUCCCGUUCAGAGGGAUCUGAUAGUUCCUGCACUGCAAAAACGAGACAUCAUAGCUCGUGCAAAGACAGGAACCACAAAGACAGUAACUGGAAAUACUACUCUCGAGGGCAGAAGAUGUUCUCACACAUCAGAGAUACAUGCUAAGGCCAAGAAGAAAAUGGGAGCUCAAGGUUUUAAUUUAGUUCCCUUGUUUUCUAUAGUCCUUUUUAUAUUUAGCUCAGAUGUUUGUGUAAGAUUUGAUGAAAAUGUAGACAUGUUUGUGGUAAUGAUGUAAGUACAUUUUGGUUUUAUCAAUGAAAUAUAAAUUGAAUAUU